Penaeus vannamei (Pacific white shrimp) is the source of this 756-nucleotide messenger RNA. The record is from RefSeq and is a predicted model, not a curated record. NCBI's taxonomy places the organism in Eukaryota, Metazoa, Arthropoda, Malacostraca, Decapoda, Penaeidae.
AUGGUCUUAGGUGGUGUUGAGAUGAAGAAGAGUCUGUUUUGCCGCACCUUUUUCUAUGAAAUCCUGGAAGCUCUCGGCUACGACUCCGUAACGAAAGAUACAAAGUCUCUUGUAUUAAUCAAGGUCUUGGAUAUUCCAGUCAGGAUAUAUUUGAAGAAUAUGAAUUUAAAAAAUAAAUAUGAGACUCCAGUGAGGAUACACUUGAAGAAUGUAUAUGCUACUCUCACCCUUGCUACCAUAGCAGCCUCUGUUGGUGGCUAUGCCCACAUGUUCAGCACAUUUAUUAGUUCUGGAUUCAUGACUUUUCUGAGUGCCAUUUGGGUAUUAAUAUUACUCGUAUUUACACCUUAUGAUGGCAAAAACCAGCUGCAGAGACUUUCUCUCCUUGCUCUCUAUGCUCCUGAUGGUCAUUACCUCUAUCUUAGAGGUACACUGAUGUCGGUAUUGUUAACCCUCAUUUGGGUUUCGAUAUAUAAUAUCUUCUUUGGCUCUCAACUCCUUUUUAAGGCAAAUUUGUACAUUGGUCUAGCAGUCAUGUGUGGCUUUAUAGUCUAUGACACUCAGUUCAUUGUUGAGAGAGCACGCCGAGGAGAUAUGGACUAUGUGAUGCACAGUUUGAAUCUAUUCGUUGACUUUGUUGGAGUAUUUUGGCGCCUUCUCAUGAUCCUUACAAAUAAGACAUAUCCAAUAAGUUAUUUUGAGACACAGGUGAAGCAUUUAUUUGAAGAUCUACUUUACUGUCAUUUUUACUGUUAA